AUGAUAUGGAUUUGGAAACGGCUAGAACAUGUUGUUAUUUUAACAACAAUAGUGUUAAGUACAGCCCGUUCAUUGAAAAAUGGAGAUGUCGUGAUUCAUACAGAAAAACAACUAUUAGCAGCAGAAAAUACCACAGCUUAUCGAUUACCAGAGAUCGUGGUGCCUGAAACAUAUUAUAUUCGACUUACGCCAUUUAUCACAACCGAUAAUUUUACAUUUGAUGGUGUAAUACGUAUAAUUGCCAACGUAACAAAAAAAACUUCAAAUAUUGUUCUUCAUACAGAAAAACUCAAAAUUCAUAAAGUGACUAUCGUGAGUGUCAACAAAAAAACUGGUUUAUCGAAGCUUCCAAUAAAAAAUGUCACUGAGCAAAUGAGGUAUCAAUUUUUAAAUAUAGAAAUGGAUCAACCGAUUGAUGCUAACACGAACAUUACCAUUGCAAUAUCUUACACCGGUACUAUUAACAAGGAAAUGAAAGGACUAUUUAAAAAUUCAUAUACUACAAUUAAUAACAAAACUAGAUGGAUACUUAGCACUCAAAUGGAAGCAACAGGAGCAAGAAAUGUUUUCCCGUGCUUCGAUGAACCUGCGCUAAGAGCAGUUUUUCAAAUAAGUGUGGUUGUUCCACAAAAUUACACAGCAAUUAGUAACAUGCCAGUCAGAUCGAUCACUAAGGGACAUAUUUAUGAGUUUGAAAUGUCGCCGUCGAUGCCAACUUAUUUGGUAGCCCUUGUAGUGACAGACUUCAAGAAUUUGACAAUAAAUGACGUAAAUCGUACUUACAGAGUUUGGGCACAAUCUGAGCUUGUUCAUCAGUUACCUUAUUCUCUGGCGGUAAUACCUAAAGCUUUGAGUUUCUUUGAAAAACGGCUGGGUGAACCGUAUCCUCUACCUAAAGUUGACAUGGUCGCUUUGCCCGACUUUACUGCAGAAGCUAUGGAAAAUUGGGGACUGCAGAUUUAUUCCGAAAUGCUGAUGCUUAAUGAACCCACCACUACUCCAUUACUUUUAAAAAGAUAUGUCAGAAAUCUUGUGACACAUGAAAAUGCCCAUCAAUGGUUCGGCAAUUUGGUCACACCAAAAUGGUGGGAUUAUUUGUGGUUGAAAGAAGGAUUCGCACAAUAUUUUGAGUAUCACGCUCAUGGAGAUGAAAUUUCGUCUUGGAACUUGGAAUCAGAAUUUGUUGUGGAUAUAAUGCACCAGGCGUUUACCGUUGACGCAGAAGAAGAUAUCCAUCCUAUUACCAAUAGAGUUUACAGUCCUUCAGAAAUUGCAGCCAUGUUUGAUUUGAUUUCCUACAAUAAAGCUGGUUGCAUUAUAAGAAUGCUUGAAAAAGUUUUAGGACCGAAAAUAUUUUACGGAGCUCUGGCAAGAUACAUCAAGAAGAACAAAUACUCUACUGGAACUCCGGAAUUACUAAUUGAGGCAUUUGAAGACGAAAUCAAAGCAAAUGACUACAUACUCCAUGCUAGUAUGGCUGAAGUUAUAAAUACCUGGACUAUCCAACCCGGAUUUCCAGUGGUCAACGUCCAAACCAGUGGAGAUACCGUUGCAAUAAGGCAAAAAAGAUUUUUCUUACAUCCACCGAGGAAUCACACUUUCAAUACAGCUUGGUGUGUGCCUAUCAAUUGGGUUACACAAAGCAAACCAGAUUUUAGUAAUAACAAAACAUUGAUUUGGAUCAGAGAUAACUUUACAUCGAUAUCAAUUGAAAACGCUUCCAAAGAGUGGGUCAUAUUCAAUAUCCAGCAAACUGGUUUUUACAGAGUCAACUACGAUAGUCAAAUGUGGCAGCGUAUAAUUAAUGCGCUGAAAUCCAAUGACUAUAAGCUAAUUCACGAAAUCAAUAGAGCAUCUUUGAUCGAUGACUUAUUCAAUUUAGGAAGAAUAGGCGAAGUCGAUUAUGAGAUUGUUUUUAACGCCACCCAGUAUCUUAAAAAAGAAACCAAUUACAUACCGUGGAGAGCUGCAUUUUCUGGUUUAUCUUACUUGAAAACUCGAUUGGUUGGACAUGCCGAAAUUUAUAAUCGUUUAAAGGUUUAUGUAAUAUCAUUAUUAGAGCCAAUAUAUCGAAGAUUAGGAUUCGAUGAAAAGAACGAUGAAAGUAAUUUUGAUACAUUACUAAGGAAAAACAUGUUAGAAUGGCUUUGUAGUUUAGACUAUCAAGAAUGUAUCAGCAGAGCUUGGAAUACUUUUAAUAAUUUACAGCAGAAAAAAAUUUCUGUGAUAUCACCAAAUCAACAAGGGUUCAUAUAUUGCACCGUGAUAAAACAUGGCUCAAUGAAAGAAAUCACUUAUUUGUGGCAGAAAUUCAAAAAAUCAAUUUACUCUAGUGAAAGGCACACUAUUUUGACUGCUCUGACUUGUUCACGCAAUUCAUCUCAAAUAGAAAAAAUUUUAAUUGAUGUACUUACGCUUAAACAUAAAAUUAAGCAAGAACAAGUGUCGGAGAUGAUUAAAUCAAUAGCGAAAAACUAUGAAAUUGGGCUUCCAACAAUUUUGAGUUACAUAAAACAUUAUUUUGACGACUUUAUUGAAAACAUUGAUGAUGAAAAUGACGUAAAGAAUUAUAUAAAAUUUAUUUCUACACAACUCUCAACGAAAGAUCAAGUAAAUCAGUUGGAUGCUAUUCUGAAAAAUAAUCAGGAAAAAUUAUCAAAUAUUUCAAAGUCUUUACAAUUUUUAUUAGAGAAUACGAUUUAUGAACUGAACCGACUCCGAAAUUACUCUCCUAAGAUUUUAAACUGGCUGACAAAUAAUAUUGAGAUGCAUAUAUAG
Messenger RNA from Phymastichus coffea, 2778 nucleotides. Its product is annotated as aminopeptidase N-like. The transcript has 11 exons. The record is from RefSeq and is a predicted model, not a curated record. Bases 1 to 2778 code for a protein of 925 amino acids. Gene Ontology annotation, biological process: peptide catabolic process; proteolysis. Gene Ontology annotation, cellular component: cytoplasm. Gene Ontology annotation, molecular function: zinc ion binding; peptide binding; metalloaminopeptidase activity. NCBI's taxonomy places the organism in Eukaryota, Metazoa, Arthropoda, Insecta, Hymenoptera, Eulophidae.